This is a messenger RNA of Aspergillus wentii DTO 134E9, 2097 nucleotides long. It is a transcript of the gene gta1, whose product is annotated as glutaminase GtaA. Bases 1 to 2097 code for a protein of 698 amino acids. The transcript has 8 exons. NCBI's taxonomy places the organism in Eukaryota, Fungi, Ascomycota, Eurotiomycetes, Eurotiales, Aspergillaceae. The record is from RefSeq and is a predicted model, not a curated record.
AUGAAUUUGUUACGUUUUGGUCUUUUGUUUACUUCAUUGGUCUCCUUGGCUGUGGCUGAGUCGAGCUUCUCUCCUGCUCGACCUCCUGCUUUGCCUUUGGCUGUCAAAUCACCCUAUGUCAGUGCCUGGUUGACUGCUGGGAGUGAUGGUGGUAAUGGGGGUUACCUGCCUGGCGAAUGGCCAAGUUUCUGGCCAGGUCAAGUACUUGGCUGGACUGGUUUGAUCCGUGUUGAUGGUGCUGUUUACACCUGGAUGGGUAACCCAGGAGGGACAUUGGUCAACCAAACUGCCUAUGAAUAUACUUCGACCAAGAGUGUUUUUACCUUGCAUGUUGGCAAUGCGGUGCAAAUGAAUGUCACUUUCCUUUCACCCAUCACGCCAAAUGACUUUAAGAGACAAUCGCUUCCCUUCUCCUAUGUGCAUGUGGAUGUCGCAUCUCUUGAUGGUAAAUCUCAUGAUGUGCAAUUGUACUCUGACAUCUCAGCCGAAUGGGUGUCAGGAGACCGCAAUGCUGUUGCGCAGUGGGACUAUGGUGUUACCGAUGGCGGUAUUGCAUACCACAAGGUCUACCGCCAAACCCAGCUUCUUUUCUCUGAGAACCGAGAUCAAGCAGAAUGGGGGUCCUGGUACUGGGCGACUAACAAUGCGGACAACCUGACUUACCAAUCCGGAUCUGAUAGUACAGUUCGGGGUGCGUUUUCCAAAAACGGUACCCUGGGCGAUUCCGAGGACAAGAACUAUCGUGCCAUUUCAAGCGAGUGGCCCGUGUUUGGUUUUGCCAUUAACCUUGGUUCUGUCGGCUCUUCUUCUGCGAGUGCGCUGUUCACUAUCGGUUUGGCUCAGAACGAUGCCAUUCAGUACAGUGGACCUUCCGGUACCAAUGCUGUACCUUCGUUGUGGAAGAGCUACUACAAUAAUGAUCUAGACGCGCUCGACUUCUUCCACGGUGAUUACUCGGAAUCAGUUUCCCUCUCAGGGGACUUGGACGAGCAAAUUGCUAAGGAUUCUGUCGCUGCUGCUGGACAAGACUACCUGAUCAUCACUUCGCUAACCGUCCGUCAAUCCUUUGCGGCCACUCAGCUGUGUGGUACUCAGGACAAUGUCUACCUUUUCAUGAAGGAGAUCUCUUCCAAUGGCAACAUGAAUACUGUGGAUGUUGUGUUCCCUGCUCAUCCCAUUUUCCUCUACACCAACCCAGAGCUCCUCCGGCUGGUUCUGAAGCCCUACUAUGAGCUCCAGGAAUCUGGGUUGUACCCCAACAGUUAUGCCAUGCACGACAUUGGAAGUCACUACCCCAAUGCAACUGGUCAUCCUGACGGCAAUGAUGAAGCAAUGCCGCUUGAGGAAUGUGGAAACAUGGUCAUCAUGGCUUUGGCAUAUGCCCUCAAAUCGAAGAACACCAACUACCUUGAGCAGCACUACGACAAGCUUCAGCAAUGGACGACAUACUUAGUAGAUGACGCAAUUUAUCCCGCGAACCAGAUCUCGACAGAUGACUUUGCCGGCGCUUUGGCGAAUCAAACCAACCUGGCUCUCAAGGGAAUCAUUGGCAUUGAAGCUAUGUCGGUCAUUGGAAACAUGACAGACCACGAUGACCAAGCUGCAAACAACUCGCGUAUUGCUCACGAUUACAUUGACCGAUGGCAGACUCUUGGAAUUGCCCAUGAUGCUAACCCUCCGCACACGACCCUGUCGUAUGGAUCCAACGAUUCCCAUGGUCUUCUUUACAACCUCUUUGCUGACAAGGAAUUGGGCUUGAAUCUGGUCCCCCAAUCCGUCUAUGACAUGCAGAGUGCCUUCUACCUUACCGUAGAGGAGAAAUACGGCGUGCCACUUGACACCAGACACCCAUACACAAAGAGUAAACAAAAUCCUUUCUUCUGUGACUGGGAACUCUUCACAGCCGCGGUUGCGUCUACCGAGACUAGGGACAUGUUUGUGAAGAAGUUGGCCACUUGGAUUAACGAGACACCAACCAACCUAGCCCUAACAGACCUGUAUAACACUACGAACGGAGACUAUCCUCAUAUCACAUUUAUCGCACGUCCGGUUAUGGGCGGCGCCUUCUCCUUGCUCCUGCUUGAUCAAGGGAUCUGA